Sitophilus oryzae (rice weevil) is the source of this 1579-nucleotide messenger RNA. RefSeq lists its product as uncharacterized. The transcript has 8 exons. The coding region runs from base 229 to 1377 and encodes 382 amino acids. Lineage: Eukaryota; Metazoa; Arthropoda; Insecta; Coleoptera; Curculionidae. The record is from RefSeq and is a predicted model, not a curated record.
UGUAAUCCAUCAACAAAACUCGGCAGACUCGUUUUUUAUUUGUAAUCAUCGCAUGCCCUACAUAGGUCUAUUUUUUCAAAUUUUUUACGCUAAACAAACAUUCCUCCCUUAUCAUAUAUAAAUAAUUCUUUCCAACGUUAUUGCUGGUUUGUUCCCGUCGAGACAGCCAAUUUAAUAGUAGUAGUGCCCGUUUUUAGACAUAUUUGAUACAUACAUAAAGAAUAAAAGAUGAAGUCGACAUGGAUAUUUUUAAUAUAUAUGUCGAUGGCAGUACUGGUGUGUUCAGAAAGCUGUAUAGAGGAAAAGAAAUACCACGAAAAAAAAUGCCAGUCCUACAACAAAGGCACCUACAUUGAAUGCGUUCAAGCGAGAAUGAAGAGGUAUUCGUCAAACUGUGUAUAUCAAGAUGAUUGCGAUGAAUGCAACUGUGACGAAUGUCAGUAUAGUACAUGUGGAGGUCAGUGCAAUAGUUGCUGCAAUUCCUGCUGCAGCAAUUUCGUUCAAUGUCAUUCCCAGCACUGCUGUCACAGACAAUGUCACAACGAAUGUCAAACCUUGUCUUGCAGAUCCGGUUGCAGAAGAUCUUGCUACGAGAACAUCCGAGUUGUUGAUACUAAACCCGAGAGACAGGUAUUGGUACCUGGUCGAGAUAGUACCACAAAGCACAACAUUACUACCGUAAUUAAUUUGAAAAAUAUUAUUAACAACACGAAUUUUCUGGACAUACCUAUCAACUUAAAUUAUACGAACAAAAAUAACAUUUCUAUAUUAGAUGAGGAUGGCAGCAGUAGUAUAUAUAAACCAAGUGAUGCAGGAAAGAGUGGUUGUUGUGUAGUAAUUAGUCCAAGGCAAUGUACAUCUACCAGUACAUAUCCUUUUCUGAGAUGUUUUCAUACAAGAGCACGCCAAUGCGGAAGUUUCUGCACUAGCAGCAUUGUUCACCAAGAAAGAAGAAAUAUUUGUAACAAUAUUAACGGUUUUCCUACUAAUUGUCGACAACAGCUUACAUACAUUCCUCAACCCCAACCUAGAUGCGUUUACACUACUAACUGGCCUUAUGUAUCUUGCGGCGUACAACCUCCCGGGAUGUCUUGUGAUGGAUGCUAUGGAGAACAAAACCAACAAGAUUUUCUCAAAUGCCCUCCAUAUUGUUACGAAAAUUUCAACGUGGGACCAGUUCAUCAACAAGAAAUGAUGUACCCAAGGAACAUGUUUCCAGAAUCCAGUCAUCCUAGUAAUCCUUGCUUAUAUUCUCCCGAAUCGUGCUAUUUUUCAAGGUUUGAUUUGGGACAAGGAAUGCCAGAAGUUAUUAAUGACAGUACCAUUCAAUCAAAAGGUCCUCAAGAUGCCACUCUACAACCCCCAAAUCCAGUUUAAAUGCCGAAUAUUUUUAUGAAAAUGGUUCAUGUUGUAACUAAGAUAUUCAAUUCCUAAAGGGUCAUCCUAACCUAACCUACAUGAAGUAUUAGGUGUUAUUAAAUUUUAAGUUAUAUCUAUAUAUAGUAUAUAAAUACAUUUUUAUACGUUUAUAUAAUGUUCGCCUCUCUUUAAGUGUAACCAGAACCUAAUAAUAAACAAA